This is a messenger RNA of Eruca vesicaria subsp. sativa (arugula), 942 nucleotides long. The record is from the annotation of a GenBank genome assembly. NCBI's taxonomy places the organism in Eukaryota, Viridiplantae, Streptophyta, Magnoliopsida, Brassicales, Brassicaceae.
AUGGUGGAGCCUUACGAGACACGCAACAACAACAACGGUAGAACAUAUCAGAUGGUCAGAUAUCAUCAGGGCUACAACAGAACAUCAUCAUCAUUGCUGGAUUUGAGAGUGUUUUACGUCAGAAUCAGCAACUUCAAGGUGGAUGAUUCAACUCCAGAGAUCCUCACCAUCACUCACAUCCCUCUUGAUCCAGAUUCUCUUCUUGAGAUCAACGGUGUUAGAAUGAGCAUUCACUCUCAAGGCCUUUCCUCUCAGCUAAGGAGAGACCGUGUUGAUAAGAAAUCAGAGGAAGCUACUUUUAUCAGCACAGACAAUAUCAGGUUAUCUGGUAGCGUUAAGUUUGAGGUAUACGACAAGGAAGAGCUGGUUUUGUCUGGGACGUUAGAGAUGUCUGGUAGUAAUGGUUUUACAGGGGAAUCUACUAAGCAUAGCGUGAAGAGGUGGAGUAUGAACUGUGAAGCUGAGAUCACUGCAGGGUCUGGUUUCUUGAAGGAGAAGCACAUUGGUUGUUCUGAGUUGUCAUCUCCAUUGCCAACUAUUGAAGUUUAUGUCACUGGUUGCUUCUCAGGAUCACCUAUCAUCUUGACCAAGACACUAGAGCUUGGUUUUAGGAAGAAGCAGGUCAAUAGAGUGACUGCUUUAGAUUCUAUUCCUGAGUAUGAAACCGGUGAUCCUCAUAAAGGGAACUCGUCCGAGCUUGAUUUUCAGGCAACAGAAUACGGAGGAAGCUAUAAACAAGAUUAUGAAGGAGAGUAUGACGACAUGUAUUUGGGAAGAGAGUACACAGAUGUUGAAGAUGGAGAAAUGUCGUGGUUCAAUGCUGGUGUGAGGGUUGGUGUUGGAAUUGGUCUUGGUGUCUGUGUAGGUCUCGGCAUUGGUGUUGGCCUUCUGGUGCGAACCUAUCAAUCAACCACCAGAAACUUCAGAAGAAGACUCAUCUAG